Aplysia californica (California sea hare) is the source of this 1080-nucleotide messenger RNA. Its product is annotated as homeobox protein MSH-D-like. Gene Ontology annotation, biological process: embryonic morphogenesis; regulation of transcription by RNA polymerase II. The transcript is spliced from 3 exons. Gene Ontology annotation, molecular function: RNA polymerase II transcription regulatory region sequence-specific DNA binding; DNA-binding transcription factor activity, RNA polymerase II-specific. The record is from RefSeq and is a predicted model, not a curated record. Lineage: Eukaryota; Metazoa; Mollusca; Gastropoda; Aplysiida; Aplysiidae. Gene Ontology annotation, cellular component: nucleus. The coding region runs from base 1 to 1080 and encodes 359 amino acids.
AUGUUUGCGAAUAUAAACAAAAGUGUUUUCUUCUCACUACGAAACCCGGAUAUUUCCAAUGCCAUUCAGCGGUUCUCCGAGGACAUCAGCAGCGAGCGUCAAUCCUACAACAACUUCUCGCCUCUGAACCUGACCAUGUCAUCCCUUCCCCCCGGCCAACCCUCGCCCCGGCACAGCUGGGACGCUCAAACAGGGGAGACCAUCACCUCUGUAGAUUCGAACAACUCGUGCGUCCUCGGAAAUGCUGUAGGUGAGCACUCUGCAACAACACCGCCAUCCCCAAAACUGUUGAAAAAACCCGAGUUGACAUUUUCUAUAGAAAGAAUACUUGGGCUGAAUUCUUCUCGAGGCUCAGGACUCACCCCCUCAGACAGAGCUACCAGGGAGUUUUCUCGGGAAUCCCACUCUGCCUACGACGCAGAUUUCAAUGGCGAUGAAGACGAUCUCGACGACGAUGACGAAACGAUAGACGUGGACGAUUCUGGUCCUGCUGGACAUGGGCAUGAACAAAGCAGUUUGAUAUUCCAGGGAGAGUUCUCCUCUCCGCCCAGAGAACAGGAGACGCCCAAAUACCAGUGGCUACAGUGUACCCGAUACCACCCGCCCAAACUGCAGAGAAGCAAAAAGAACGAAGGCACGAAGAAGCGCAAGCUGGGCAGGAACCCUCGUGUCCCGUUCACCCAGCACCAGGUGGUAGUCCUGGAGGAGAAGUUCCGGCGCACCCACUACCUCAGCAGCAUGGACGUCGCAGAGCUGUCAGCCGCUCUCAGCCUCACCGAGACACGGGUCAAAAUCUGGUUCCAGAAUCGCCGAGCCAGGGAGAGAAGAGACAAAGAGGCAACACAGCGAACCCACAACACAAUGGUCCAGAAAGCCUUUCAGCCCCUGUCUAUCCCCACUGUGGCUUGGCCCAUGCCUUCUCCGAUGACAUCAUCAAAUUAUGUGCAAUACCAGCAGGUGCUUGAGUUCCGCCCCCACUGCCUCACGUCUGCCUUUGGCCUGUACAACGCCAACAGUGGAGACAAAGACAAUACGGUGCUUUCUUGUAGAGGGGAAAGUCCGCCGAGUACCGUCAGCUGA